UCUUGUUGUCCAGUUAUGUCACACUCACAAACACAAAAGAAGACGAAUUGCCGCCCAAUCAUUACUCUAUAAAAGUUCUCAGUCCUAUUUUGGAGUAGCAAAGCAAAGCAAUGCAUAAGCUUAUUGCACACCUCUUCUCCUUGCUCCUCUCCUCCACACUUUGCAAUGCCAAUCAGCAGACUCAUCUUUUGAGAGCUACAAGACCACACAGUUUCUCUGUUUCCGGUUCUUGGCUACAGCGCGAAAGAGAUGCAUUUGUUGCACCUCAAGAUGGACUAAUGCAAGCAGACAAGAUCACUCAGCUGCCAGGGCAGCCUCAUGGUGUGGAUUUUGAUCACUAUGCAGGUUAUGUUACAGUUAAGCCCCAGGCAGGAAGAGCGCUGUUUUACUAUUUUGUCGAGUCUCCAACAAAUUCUUCCACCAAACCUCUGGUCUUGUGGCUAAAUGGAGGCCCUGGAUGUUCAUCUUUUGGAUAUGGAGCCAUGGAGGAAUUGGGACCUUUCAGAGUGAGCAGUGACGGGACAACUCUAUUCAGAAACAACUAUGCAUGGAACAAUGUGGCGAAUGUGAUCUUCUUGGAUUCGCCUGCUGGUGUUGGCUUCUCAUAUUCAAACACAACUGCUGACUACAACAACACUGGUGACACGAGCACUGCCACAGAUGCCUACACAUUUAUAGUGAACUGGCUCGAGAGGUUCCCUCAGUACAAAACCCGGGAUUUCUACAUUACUGGGGAGAGCUACGCCGGUCAUUAUGUGCCUCAGUUAGCAAAUACUAUAUUGCUCAGAAACAACAACAGCAACAGUCCAACUGUUAUCAAUCUAAAGGGUGUUGCUAUAGGGAAUGCAUUGAUAGACGAUGCGAGCAUGUCAGCAGGGUUCUAUGAUCAUAUCUGGACGCAUGCCUUGAUCUCAGAUGAGAUACACACAAAAAUCUUCAAUUCUUGUGACUUCGCAAAUAAUUUAGCUUCUGAUCAGUGCUAUGAUUACGUGGAGAAGUCCUUUAAAGAGCUUGGGAACAUUGACAUCAACAACAUCUAUGCACCAAUCUGUUUGCAACACAUGCUUAAGAAGGGCUCAAGUGAUUCUGUAGGCGAACAGGUUAACAACUUCGAUCCCUGCUCGGAUGUGUAUGUUAAGUAUUACUUGAAUACUCCUCAAGUCCAAGAUGCCCUCCAUGUGAAGCCCACAGCUUGGGACUUCUGCAGAACCUUUGAUAACUGGACAGAUUGGGAAAGUAGUGUUUUGCCAACAAUUGAGAAUCUAAUGGCAAGUGGGCUGAGAGUGUGGCUGUACAGUGGAGACAUAGAUGCGAAUGUACCAGUUACAACCACAAGGUAUGCAAUUAACAGGCUAAAGCUUCCAAUCGAGACUGCUUGGCGCCCGUGGUACUUUGAGAAUGAGGUUGGAGGGUAUGUGGUGGGAUACAAAGGGCUGACAUUAGCAACGGUGAGAGGAGCUGGUCAUCAAGUUCCCAGCUACCAGCCUCAGAGGGCACUCCUCAUGUUUACCUCCUUUCUUCAAGGAAUUCUACCUCCUUCCUCAUAAUAGUGUAUUGCAAACUCAAAUGUAACACACUACCACCAUUUAACAAAUUCAAACCUUUUGUCACCAUUGAAUUAGAAAUACCAGAUAACAGAUAACAACAAUCUUAUAUCACAUUAUCAGUAGUUAUAUAACGCAGAAUAUCCUAAACAAAACUCCAGUACAAGAAAUGUAAAAGAUAAUCAUUAGUUCUCCUCUUCUUUCGCCUAUUAUCCCUGUCACUUUCACUCUCGCUUGACUCGGAACUUGAUGAUCCCGAUCCAUCCAAAUCAGAACUAGAACCAGAAGUAUCAAAUUUAGAAUCAUUAGUUUCUCCUCCUCUUCUUUCGCCUAUUAUCCCUGUCGCUUUCACUCUCGCUUGACUCCGAACUUGAUGAUCCCGAUCCAUCCGAAUCAGAACCAGAACUAUCAGAUUCAGAAUCAGACUCCGGUACAGCCUUUUGUUGUUGCAUGAUGAGCCGAGGCAUGUUCUUGAGAUAUUCCCGCAGGUUUUCUGUGAUCCCACCAAGCCCAAUG
Salvia hispanica is the source of this 2060-nucleotide messenger RNA. Its product is annotated as serine carboxypeptidase 1-like. Gene Ontology annotation, biological process: proteolysis. Gene Ontology annotation, molecular function: serine-type carboxypeptidase activity. The record is from RefSeq and is a predicted model, not a curated record. NCBI's taxonomy places the organism in Eukaryota, Viridiplantae, Streptophyta, Magnoliopsida, Lamiales, Lamiaceae. Gene Ontology annotation, cellular component: vacuole.